CUUGAUCAAAAUACCAAAAAUGAUUUCACAGGCAAUUUGGCUCAAGAUAUCCGUGAACUUUUUCCUUGGCUGACUAGUGUGAACUCAACAAACUUUUUAAGCCCUCCAAUCAUGCUGUGUGUGUGUGUGUGUGUGUGUGUGAAGGGGAGGGCUGAAUCUGCAGCAACAUACUGCAGCUGCAGGGAAAGGGGACUCUCAGCUCUCAGUGUCAGGAGUGUAAACCAAAGUUUACUCUGAAAGCUGCAGGGUGUGUUCUGCUGGUUUCAUGGCUCUCCUCACCAAUGUCGCCAUCCUGCUUAUUCUGGCUUGUAUUUCCCAUCAGCUGAUGUUGAGCAGCUGUCAGAAAAGCCAAGGGAGGAGGGGACGGGGGAUGGACAGAAGACAAGACAGGACCAAGCCAGGGCUAAAGGUGGGCCGUCAACCCAAAUCUGUCUCUGCCCAGCCCAUUAAGGGCAAAAUGGUUACCAAAGACAAGUCAGAGUGUACCUGGGAAGCGACAGGUGAGGACCUCUUCAUUCUCAGUGUCAGCUGCAAGAAGAGAGACAGGAGCUUCAGCUGUGAGUAUGUCUCCAGACCAGCUGUUUGUCCCCAGUACUCUUCCAAUGUCAAUCUUUACUGGAAGCAAAUCGCCAGGGCACUGAAGAAGCAAAAGAAUUUGUGCCAGGACAGUCGUGCUUUGGUCAGGGCGGGCAUGUGCAGAAGAGCUGCCAGAGAAGCUAAUUUCAGACUCCAUAAUGCACAGAGAAAGACUGACUCGCCUUCCAUCCCACUGCCCACACCCAGAGCUGUCAAAUCCUGUCAACCUGAUAACAAGAAGCGAGCAGAGGAGUACUGCAACGACUCCUGGUCGAGUGUUUGCACCUUCUUUUUCACUAUGGUGCAGGAUUAUGAUUGCUGAGAAUGAAAAAGUGCAAAGGUGAAAUAAAUUCAGCUCUCUACAUGUCUAAUUAUACACACUUUAAAGAAGAAAGAUGUAAUCUAUUCUCACAGAAUAAUUUUAGUAUUCUAUGUAGAUUUCACACUUGAAGUAUU
Molecule: messenger RNA, 1032 nt
Organism: Micropterus dolomieu (smallmouth bass)
Lineage: Eukaryota; Metazoa; Chordata; Actinopteri; Centrarchiformes; Centrarchidae
Product: fibroblast growth factor-binding protein 1-like
Exons: 2
Coding region: 266-898 (210 amino acids)
Biological process (GO): cell-cell signaling
Molecular function (GO): growth factor binding
Source: RefSeq, a predicted model, not a curated record